CUUAUAUAAUUUAAAUAGAAGUAAAUGUGUAUUUAGUUUCGAACUAUGAGUGCUAAGUUUCAUUAAUCUCUAUCUUAUCCUCUAUUCUACUCUUUUUUCAUUCUCUAGUCUUUCCUUCUACUAACCUUUGCAUUUUUUACUUUACUAAACAAAACAACAUUAAGAACAUCAAAAAGAUAACAUCUAAAUUCACGAAAACACCCAAAUCGUACAGCACAUCACUAAGAUCAAGUCUCAGUACAAAUCUGCCAACUCGGUUUAAGCCAAUGGACUCACAACUAAAUAAGAUAUCAUGAGAUUAAUCCCAACAAUCGGGAAAUAUACCAUAAAGAACCUGGGAGUCAAUAAGACUCCUGAUGAAGUUCCUGAAGAGAGCAACGAAAGAAAAUCAGAGAAGAAAAAGGGAACAACUAAGAGAGAUAAUAACUUAUCCCAGCGUGUUCGUUCUUUAAUGAUAAAAGUUAAACCUUCAGAAGGUACUUUAAAACGUAUUAUUACUUAAUAUAAUUCUGUAUGCACAAGUUCUUCAGAGUAAAUUAAAGUACUAAAAUAAAGGACUCUGUAAACAUCCCUUGAGAAUGUAUUGACCUCGAUAUCGACGAAAUAAUCCAAGAAACCGGGCUAAAAAUAGGCAGCACACUAGGUACAACCCUUGUCAUAGCAAGAAGAAUUUCGGUACCUUAAACCUGUAUUAGUCAGCUUAUAAAUACCCAAAACUCUUAUUCAAACCUUAUUAGCAUGAACUGUAGUUCUUUUGUGAGCCAAGAGACUUUGCAAUCUCUUUUGCAUAAAUCUGAGACUAGCCUGAACUCCUUGAAUUAUCCAUGAAAGAACUAGACUAAAAUACCAAAAAGACGUAAAUACUUUUUCUGCCAGGACCUAUUCUGUUCCUUCUCUCUACAUCUAUUCAGUACAUCCUUUCUAAAUACAGGGUGCAUGGGCAACCUUAGCUUACCAAAGAGGAGUUGUAGUACUAUAAGUAUUACUGAUCGAACAAGCAAGGGUCUCUUUCUUCAGUUCUUCUGAGCCCCAUCCCUAAAUCUCAACUUUAUUCACACAUAACUCCAAGCAGCGCUUCCUUCUUGACUGGCUCCAAUCCACUGGUCUGACUAAUUUCCUUGUCUGAACUCUCGCAGCAGAGAUCUUAGGCUCAAAGCUCUUGAAGAAGGAAGGGCUAGGGGUGACCAGAGUGACUGGAAGAGCCUCUGAUUGAUAGUAGGGGUUAAGGAGUUGGGAUGGGUAAUUUAGUGGAUAAGUGGAUUUUGGGAGAGGAAGAGGGGAGAGAGGGUUAAGGGGAGAAAUCAAAUGGAAGGGAUGAGAGAAGACGAGUUUGAGGGGAAAUAGGGGUUUAGAGUGUGGGAAAUAUGUUUUGAGGGUGUCCUAGAUAGACGGGUUUAGGUCUUUUAUGGAGGAUUGAGAUUUUCUAUCUUUAUUUAUCCAAAAAUCAAGGUGCUU
Moneuplotes crassus is the source of this 1455-nucleotide messenger RNA. Lineage: Eukaryota; Ciliophora; Spirotrichea; Euplotida; Euplotidae. The record is from the annotation of a GenBank genome assembly.